CUCAAUGAGGUUAUGCGCGCUGGUAGUUCUGUGCUCAUAAUAUAAUCGAUUUGAUUACAAGACAGGCACUCUGCGUUACGUGCGCGCGCUUGUCUGCGUGUAUAUGUAAUGUUUAUGUGUUUAUUUUUUUUUCUCCGAAUAUAAGUGGGAUCGAGAUCGGCCUUCAAAAUAUUCUGAUUUCCGAUGCAAUUAUUGUUGUGUUUCCGCGGUUCUUAAAUGAUCACUAUUUAAUCCCUGGUACGCGUAUUUUAUUAAAGUAAAAUUAAGAUAAGUUAGCUGUGUCGAUUUUUAUCCCCGAUGCUUGAGAAAUAUUGUGUGCGUUCAUUGCUGUAAAACAAAGGAAUAUUGUAAAAAAUGGCUGAAGUAAAACCUGCCAGUAGUCAACAACAACCAAUCGUCAAAAUAGGUCAUUAUAUACUUGGACAAACACUCGGUGUUGGUACGUUUGGCAAGGUGAAAAUUGGUGAACAUCAGCUUACCAAACACAAGGUGGCUGUCAAAAUACUCAAUAGACAGAAGAUUAAAAGUUUGGAUGUGGUUGGAAAAAUACGUCGAGAAAUCCAAAAUCUCAAACUCUUCCGUCAUCCUCACAUCAUUAAACUGUAUCAAGUUAUCAGCACGCCUACUGAUAUAUUUAUGAUAAUGGAGUAUGUAUCUGGUGGAGAACUAUUUGAUUAUAUAGUAAAACAUGGUAAACUUAAGGAAUUUGAGGCUCGUCGUUUCUUUCAACAAAUCAUAUCUGGCGUUGAUUAUUGUCAUAGACACAUGAUUGUACAUAGAGAUUUAAAACCUGAAAACUUAUUAUUAGAUCAUAAUCUACAUGUUAAAAUUGCUGAUUUUGGCUUAUCCAAUAUGAUGAUGGAUGGAGAAUUUUUAAGAACAAGUUGUGGAUCACCUAACUAUGCUGCACCUGAGGUUAUUUCAGGAAAGUUGUACGCUGGACCUGAGGUAGAUAUUUGGUCAUGUGGUGUUAUUUUAUAUGCAUUAUUAUGUGGUUCUUUACCUUUUGAUGAUGAACAUGUGCCAACUUUAUUUCGAAAAAUUAAAUCUGGUAUCUUUCCUAUACCAGAUUAUUUGAACAAAUCUGUUGUUAGUUUGCUGUGUCAUAUGUUACAAGUUGAUCCAAUGAAGAGGGCAUCUAUUGAAGAUAUUAAAAAACAUGAAUGGUUCCAGUAUGAACUACCAGCAUAUCUUUUCCCUUCACCAGUUGAUCGAGACUCUUCAGUGAUUGAUACAGAUGCUGUUAAUGAAGUUUGUGAAAAAUUUAGUGUAAAAGAUUCUGAAGUUCAUAAUGCUUUAUUAAGUGGUGAUCCACAUGAUCAAUUAGGUAUUGCCUAUCAUUUAAUAAUUGAUAAUAAACGAAUUGCUGAUGAAGCAGCCAAAGCAGAAUUAAAAGAUUUUUAUAUUGCUAGUAGUCCACCUCCAGCAGGAGGAAGUUUGGAGCCAUCAACUUUAAAUUCAGUGACAAAACCACAUCCUGAAAGAAUAAUAUCUCAAAGAGAACGUGCUCAAUCUAUAGAUCAAGGUGCGAGAGGAUCUCCAAUGAAAAGAGCUAAAUGGCAUUUAGGCAUACGAUCUCAAAGCAGACCUACAGAUAUUAUGAAUGAAGUAUACAGAGCAAUGAAAGCAUUGAAUUUUCAAUGGAAAGUAAUAAAUCCUUAUCAUGUUCAAGUAAGACACAUGAAUCAAAAAACUGAUAAUUAUAUCAUGAUCUCGCUACAAUUGUAUCAAGUUGAUUACAAAAGCUAUUUGUUAGAUUUUAAGAGUUUAACAAAUGAUCAGUUGGAAAAUGGAAAUAUACCUGCACCAACCUUGGAAAUUGAAAAUCAAUCUCCAAGACAAGAUGUUGCUGUACAAUCACAAAAAAAAUGUGUAGGACAUCAUACAAUGGAGUUUUUUGAAAUGUGUGCGUCUUUGAUUACUCAACUUGCCCAUUAAUUAAUAAAUACAAAUAUUUGUUGCAAUUAUUUAAUGCAAGUAUAUACCAAAUUGUUAAAAAAGUAAAUGUAAUCCUUAGAUGAGCAGUUAGUUGUUUUUUUGUUGUAUAAUUUUCUCGUAUUUAUAUGUAUGUGGCCAUACAAAUUUUACAUUAUAAAAUUUGUGAGAGAUUCAAUCAGUCUAUCCUAUCAGAAAACAUACUUGGUUGUGAAUUGGAAUGAGGCCCAUUAAUCAACUAUAUUGAAUUAUCCCCCUCCAUAUCUAUAAUAUAUACUAUCUUCGCUUAUCAAAAUUUUGUGGAAAGCAUUGUUAAAUAAAAAACGGAAUGCAUCAUGAGUGAAAAGUUUUCUUGUGGAAACAGAUUUUAGUAACAGAACUUAAAUGAUCUUAUACCUUUAUAUUAUAUGAUUGUUUUAAUAUAUGUAUUAUUUUAUGGUUGCCUAUAUGUACUUUUGUUUCAAUA
Melanaphis sacchari is the source of this 2401-nucleotide messenger RNA. It is a transcript of the gene AMPKalpha, whose product is annotated as 5'-AMP-activated protein kinase catalytic subunit alpha-2. The transcript has a single exon. The record is from RefSeq and is a predicted model, not a curated record. Gene Ontology annotation, molecular function: protein serine/threonine kinase activity; ATP binding. Gene Ontology annotation, biological process: protein phosphorylation; intracellular signal transduction. NCBI's taxonomy places the organism in Eukaryota, Metazoa, Arthropoda, Insecta, Hemiptera, Aphididae. Bases 355 to 1938 code for a protein of 527 amino acids. Gene Ontology annotation, cellular component: cytoplasm.